AUGUCCAGCGGCAAGGCUGUUGGGAAGCGCUCUGCUUCUGUGGCUCACCUGGCUCCUUGGCAGCCUGCCUGGCUGGAAGCGGAGCCGCGUUUCACCCACUUUCUGGAUCUGCAACGCCUGGAGCGCUCGCAGCGCACGGAGCGGCUGGACACACUGUUCGGCUUCGAGCGGCCCACGGAGCCUGGCGAGCGCACGGGCUGGCUCAUCAACAUGCACCCGGGGCGCUGCGUGCCCAGUGCUGGCGGCACCGAGAAGAGCUCUGAAAUGCUGGCUUGGUGUCCAGCAGAGGAAGCGAGUGUUGGUGAGUCCCUGGCAAAGAUGGCACCACAGUUCCCCAUCCUUAUCAAGAGGAACACCCACUUCCCCUGCUUCGGCUUCUCCAAGGGCAACAUUCAAGCUGCUGAGAGCAGUUACUUGAAAAGCUGCACCUUCAACACCACCUCUGCCCUUUGCUGCCCCAUCUUCAAGCGGAGCUUCAUCGUGGAGCAGGCGGGAGAGAACUUAAGGGAGCUGGCAGAGAAGGGUGGGGUGGUCAUCAACUGGAACUGUAACCUGGGCCUGCCUGAAACUGACUGCAACCCCCACUACUCCUUCCACCGCCCCGAUCCCAAGACCACUGUCCCAGGCAGUGGCACUUGCAGUCCUGCAUCCUCCUCCUGCCCUCCCUGGAGGUCUGCGAAGUAUUAUAAAUGGAACAGGACCCACACACGAGUGUUGAUCAAGGCCUGUGGGAUCCAUAUUGAUGUCAUCGUGCAGGGCCAGGCAGGGAAGUUUAGCCUGAUCCCCACUGUCAUCAACCUGGCCGUGGCUCUGACCUCACUGGGAAUGGGCUCCUUCCUCUGGGACUGGAUCCUGCUGAGCUGCAUGAACAAGGACCAGGUGUACAGCAGCAGGAAAUUUGAGCAGGCACCACCCUAGAUCCUGGCCCUGGAGGUUUGGUCCUCUGGGACAGAGCAGUGGCCACGCUGCCAGCAAG
Molecule: messenger RNA, 976 nt
Organism: Rhea pennata
Lineage: Eukaryota; Metazoa; Chordata; Aves; Rheiformes; Rheidae
Product: P2X purinoceptor 2-like
Exons: 9
Coding region: 1-918 (305 amino acids)
Biological process (GO): calcium ion transmembrane transport; response to ATP
Cellular component (GO): signaling receptor complex; nuclear inner membrane; plasma membrane
Molecular function (GO): ATP binding; purinergic nucleotide receptor activity; extracellularly ATP-gated monoatomic cation channel activity
Source: RefSeq, a predicted model, not a curated record